UUCCUGGAGAAUGAAGUGCCGUUUGGUUUCCUUGUCAACGGAAGAUGAAGUGAACAACUGAACAUCUCCCCAGUGCAGGGCUGAAGUCAAGUGAGCCAACCAUGACCGGCAAAACACAGACCAGUAAUGUCACCAAUAAGAAUGAUCCCAAAUCCAUCAACUCCAGAGUCUUCAUUGGUAAUCUUAACACAGCCAUUGUCAAAAAAGGAGAUAUAGAAGCAAUCUUUGCGAAGUAUGGAAAAAUAGUUGGCUGUUCAGUGCACAAAGGUUAUGCAUUUGUACAAUACAUGAGUGAGAGGCAUGCAAGAGCUGCUGUGGCAGGGGAGAAUGCCAGGAUCAUUGCAGGACAACCACUGGACAUUAACAUGGCAGGGGAGCCAAAACCAUACAGACCUAAGCUGGGAAAUAAGCGACCACUUUCCGCUCUCUACAGACUUGAAUCAAAGGAACCUUUCCUCUCUGUUGGUGGUUAUGUCUUUGAUUAUGAUUAUUACAGAGAUGAUUUCUACAAUCGGUUGUUUGAUUACCAUAGCCGGGUCCCUGCCCCACCUCGUGCUGUGAUUCCAUUGAAACGCCCACGGGUAACAAUCACAGCAACUCGCAGAGGAAAAGGGGUGUUCUCCAUGAAAGGAACAUCAAGGUCGACAUCGAGUGGAACUUCAUCAGGAUCAAAAUUGAAAUCAGAUGAGUUACAGACAAUCAAGAAGGAAUUAACUCAAAUAAAAACAAAAAUUGAUUCUUUGCUAGGAAGACUGGAGAAGAUUGAAAAGCAACAGAAAGCUCAAUCAGAAAUCCAAAAGAAACAAAUAGAGGACAGUGUAGAGUUGAUCCAAGAAGAAUGCAUAUCAGAGAAUGCUGACAACUCUGCAGAAGAGCCUAUUGAAGGAGGGCUGGAUGGGGACGGAGACGAAAUGACAGAUGGGAUAGAGGAAGAUUUUGAUGAGGAUGGCAGUAAUGAACUGUUUCUACAGAUCAAAUGAAUUGGGACCCUUACACAAUCCUUUUGGAAGCUGAGAAGACAAUUCAUAGACUUCCCUGUGUGAAAAUGUAAACUACAGUUUCUUGUCAGCUCAUAGCAUCUUUGACUCAAUUUGUAUGAAGAACUGAAUUUACUUUUGGAAAUGGACAUGUUCAAAACUUAGAAAUUACAUUUCUUAUAUGUUUAAAUCUACACAAUUGUCAUAUUUUUAUGGUUUAGACUGUAAAUGUGUUUCUCCUGGCUAAUCAUUGGUAUUUUUUUUUUACUUUUGAUGUCAGCCAAUGACUUGUAUGAUAAUAUGAAGGACAUAUUUAAAAGAAAUAAUGUAUACAAAUGUAUAUUUGUAAAAGCUAUUUUUAUGAUUAGCAUGUUUUAUGGUUCAUCAUAUUUAUAGUCAGGUGAUAUUGCACUUAAAUGUUUACAGCAUAAUGAAAAGAGAUCAUCAAAGAUUUAUGAGCCAAUAUAUAUUUUAUUUUUAUUCCUGUUUUAAAGCAAAUACGUACUUUAGUGGGGUUAUAGAAAAGGACAAAUUAAUAUUUGUCUUUGACAUUUUUUUAGUGCAUCAUUACACUAAAAUGGAUAUAAUUUGCAUAUGUUCUGUGGACAGUUUCCAGUGAUAUCAGUAGAAAACAAUCAUUAAUGUCAAUAUAUCCCAACCCUUAUCUUGCUACUCUUAGCUUCAGAUAAGCACAUUUUGGAUAGGAUAUAGAUCAGUAUGGUUCAAAAAUCUCUCAAUUCUUCUAUGAGUGUUGCCAUGUUGUAAAGUUGGCAUGUUUGAUGCAUAUCUGCUUUCUGUUCCACUGAAUUGCCUUUAUUUGAGCUCUUCACUCAGGUGACUGGAGGCUCUGGUUUUAACCUAUUUUAACCAGACAGACAGACAGACAGACAGAUGCAUCAGUUUGUCUGGGGUUAAAUUGCCAAAUGAUGGGAGUGCUGUUUCAGUACUCAACAGUGAAGUACCAUAGAUACAGUAUGUCAUCUCUUUCCUCUCAAUAACAUAUAAAAGGUGUUAGUUAGUUCCAUUUCCCUUCUUUUUCACUCUUGCUCACAGAAUGAGGCUUGAAACUGGAUUGUUUCCAAUAAUGAGUCCACGUUAAUCAGUUUUAUGAUUCUGGAUAAGCUCAUCCUCUCCCUCCCU
This is a messenger RNA of Candoia aspera, 2117 nucleotides long. RefSeq names its product RALY RNA binding protein like (gene RALYL). Bases 102 to 980 code for a protein of 292 amino acids. The record is from RefSeq and is a predicted model, not a curated record. Gene Ontology annotation, molecular function: RNA binding. Lineage: Eukaryota; Metazoa; Chordata; Lepidosauria; Squamata; Candoiidae. The transcript has 9 exons. Gene Ontology annotation, cellular component: nucleus.